Messenger RNA from Pyricularia pennisetigena, 687 nucleotides. RefSeq lists its product as uncharacterized. Gene Ontology annotation, biological process: mRNA processing. Bases 1 to 687 code for a protein of 228 amino acids. The record is from RefSeq and is a predicted model, not a curated record. Lineage: Eukaryota; Fungi; Ascomycota; Sordariomycetes; Magnaporthales; Pyriculariaceae. The transcript is spliced from 2 exons. Gene Ontology annotation, cellular component: Prp19 complex; precatalytic spliceosome; catalytic step 2 spliceosome.
AUGUCAUCGAUCAGGCGAACGGUUCAUGAAUCUUUACCAUACGUCGACCCAGACCCUACGCCAACCCAGCGCGCCGCAGCAGAAGCCCUUGUCGCAGCCGAACUCGAAGCAUCAUCAGCAACGACGACCGCUUCACACCCAGACCUCCCGCCAGCGUACACGUCAAACUUCACACCCGCCAUCGCCGCCGAGCUAGACCGCAUAUCCUCAUCUGCAGACCCGAGCAGGCCAACCAAGCUCUCCGCCAUCGACACGAAGCGGUACGAGCUCGACGACGACGAAGAAGAAGAAGACGGGCAGCCGGCGCAGACAUCAGAGUCCCUGGCCUUGACGCUGUCAAAGGCCUAUACGUCAGCCACCCACAUCCGUCUGCGCCGUCACCACCUGGCGCUCCUCGACGCGCCAGAGGGCCGCAACGCCUGGCUUGUUGCCAACUGGCAAUUGGAAGGGGAGCUGCGCGCCCUCGAGGCGGAGUUAGCCGCCGCCAAGCGUCAGGUCGACGUCCUAGCCAUCCAACGUCGGAGGGCCCAGGAUGACGUCGCCGGUGAGCUGAGGGGUCUUGAAGACAGCUGGAAGAGAGGUGUCGGCCAGGUCUUGGAGAUCGAGGUCGCUACCCAUAGGCUGAGGUCAGAGGUCGAGGCGAGGAGAAAUGAGGCAUUGGCCGCGCAAGCUGCCGCUGGGGCGUAA